AUGAAUCGAUCCAGCCACGCGUCCAUGCUCCACGCCCAUGCCAACGGCUCGCAUUAUCAUGAACAGCAGCGGCAGCACCCGCGCGACUUUGUGGAACAGGCCUCACCCCCCAUGUCCUCCCCUGCCUAUCAGCGGCCCAUGAACCCUCCGCACAGGGAGCAUCACCGCAGCAGUAUCGGUAGCACAAACAACAGCAAUUUUGAUAACGAUAGCGGCAGCAACAGCCACUACCGAUCACAUUCGUCCCAGCAUCCACAACAGCAGCAGCAUCAGCACCAUCAUCAACAGCAGCACCAAUACCAGCACCAACAGCAGCACCAACAUCAGCACCAGCACCAGCACCAGGACCAAUAUCAAUACCAAAGCCAAAGCCAUGGCAUGCGUUCUCAGCCGCAACCGCACCAACAGAAUUAUUCGCACCAGCCCACAUAUCACUCUUCCCAUACCCAUGCCUCACACCAUCAUCCCUCCUCUCCUCCAGCUCAAGACGAGUACCCUUCAAAGCACUAUCAGGCAAUCCCAAUCAUUCAAUCUUCAGAUCCUUCUUUUACUCAACGCCCACAUGCACGCUCCUUUUCCGGCACCCACUCCUCGCAUCCUUACUCCCAAUACCCAGCCUCCCCAUCAAUUCCGUCAGGGCUGCAACAACAGCACCAACCACGGUUGCAUCACAGCACAUCUGCGGGCCACCUGCCCGGGCCUGGACAUCGGUCUGCACCCAUUGUCGUCAGUUCUGCAACAUCAACAUCAACAUCAAAACAAGGAGCGGCUGCUGGAACCGGUGCUGCCCCCAAGAAGAAGGACCCAUAUGCAACCGCCUGGCGCACCUAUUCAAAAAUCGCAGAGGAGCUUAAUCUAUUGAAUCCCGAUGGAACCCUGUACCCGAUCUCGAAGGAGGCGAUCUUGAAAUAUCUACACCACCAAUCCAAGCGGAUCAAAUCGAGCAACCUGCAUUGGUACGUGAACGGGCUCAAGAAACAUCAGGAGAACCUGGGAUUCGCAUGGGAUGAUGUCCGAUAUGACGAACAGGUGGUAGCGCUGUUAAAGGAGUUGACCCUGCAUCCUGUCACGAUUGACAGCAGCGGCGGCGGCAGCGGGGGAUCGACGGUGUACCACUCCAGCGUGCACCCGCCCCGGCACUCGAUGCCGAUCGAUACAUCCAAGAUUGCUAGUCUCUCGAUCUCCAGCAACGCACAUUCUCAGAGCUAUCGAGAGCAGAGUUCCCAGCAGUACCAGCAUCAACACCAUUCGCAUCAUGGAGUACAGGACGCUUCAUUCGGCGUUGGAUCCAAACGACAUUUCUCGCAACCCCACCAGUAUGAAGCACCUCCUACGCAUUCAAGACAACAUCAUGUGUAUACUGAGCGAGUCCAGCCUUCUCCCCCAUCACAUUCCUCUGGCCGAGUCGCUCCUUUCCACUCGGCACCAAUCCAAUUGCCAUCACAGCAUGUCCAGGAUGAUCGAUCAUCCCACGAUAUUCCCCCAACACGUUACAAGAGUCAUUCCCAUGCCUUGGGGGAAAUCUCUCCAGCAGCUUCAACCAGCACAACAAGUUCUCCUAUGUCGAGCUCAGAAAUUCAAAUGGUGCAGCAGUCGCCUCCUUCAAAUUCAAACGGAUCUCAUGUCAAGCGCAAGCGGCAUGAGAUUGGACAUGAAAGGAUGACACGUCUAAUUUCUCCCACAAGUGCUGAGGGCGAGGAGCUUGAUGAGAGUGAGAUCAACGCAAGAGUCGCAGAGGAUCUAGAGGGUCGCGCUCUUGAGGACAUGGACGAAGAUCACCGGGAAACGAUAGCGCUCAAACGACAUGCCUCCACUGGCACCUUAAGGAUCCAGGCCCGAGUAUCGGCUAUGACUGCAAUGUCCCCAGAUAACCAUCUUUACCAACGAGAGUACCCUGUCUCGCCACCUUCGCCUGUAGCACGCGAAAACGAAAGCAGCAGCCAUUUCCGCUGGGGUAGUUCCGAGGCGGCCGCCCAGCAGAGCCGUCUUUCGCCUCCCUCUGCAUCAGUGUCCUCUAUCGGUUCAACCUCUCCAGCAAGUCGUAGUACAGUCGGCAGCUCAGUCCUGACAAGUCCUGUCAGCAGCGGCAGCAGCUACCGCCAUCGACGUGCCAAUGGCGUAGUAUCGUCUCCAAUAUCCUCUGUCACUGCGGGCGGUGCUUCGAGUGUUUUGACCUCCACUACUGCCAUCACUGGUACUGCCCUGGGCACUUCAUCUACAGCACCUUCGAACAAGACGAUGGUGCAGUUCUCGGAGGUGGUCGAUUAUGCUCAGGAGCUGCAGACUAAAUAUGGAAACCGGUGCAAGGAUCACCCUUGGGGAUGCGUUGAGCUGUCGGAGGAUUUCCAUUUGGAACUCACUAUCAAGAUGUAUAUGGACUGGGCUGGCUUAGUGGCAAGUGGUCGUUUGACAAUGGACGAAAUACCAGACCUUCCCGACUUCAGGCAGCCUGGUGCUACACAUCUCGAUCCCUCUUCUUUAUCACCGACACCAGGGCCCUCUGCCGUGCUUGGGGGCACACUGAAACGGAUGACAUCUACGCCGCUCACAACAACAUUUGGCUCGUUUUCGCAGCGCCACCAACCAUCCCGCAUCACAUCUCCACCACUCAAAAGCGAGGAUCAAUCACCCACUGGCAGCCCAGGCCCUAUCUCUGGACCUUUUACAUUUGGGCACCCCAGCAGCCGAGCGCGUUCACCUUCAUCAUCCCCAAUCUAUGGUCAGAGUCCUAGGGAGGGCUAUAUCAGCGAUAGCCUGAUGAGUCGUAUUGGAAGUCCGCCUCCUCAGCACACAAUCCCUUCCCCACCGCCGAUGACUGUGACUAAGCAGUCUUCCAGUGGCGCUACCUCUGCCUCCUCAGCAGCAGCAGCGGCGACGGCAGCGACCAACAGAGCGCGCGCGAGAAAGAUGGCAAGCAGCCCUAGCUUGGGUCAACAUGCGUCGUUCCAGCGAUUUGGAUUCUCAUCGCCACCACUUCCACCCAUGCCACCACUUCCUUCAUUAUCCAAACCAGACCAAAGAGAAAGAGAUGGCCGUCUCGCAAGAGGGCCGGAAGCACGCUCUGGCCAUGAAUCUGGAUCGACUAUGGCCAUGUCUCGUUCGAAUGGAUCCUAUUCGCCACGUUCCGAGGAAAUGGAGUUAUCGCCGGACGAGGAUAUGGACACUCGACAUGGUCGUUCGAGGGCGAAAAUGGUUCCAGAGACGCAGCGGCGUGACAGGGAUAGCGAGAUGGAUAUGGAGGGAGAGGACAUGUAUGACCGUGAGCACCAGGGGUCGCAGCGGCAACACCAGCGCUCAAAGGACCACAAUCUAUAUGGAACCGGAAGCGAGCUGGAUAGAGCUCAAGUAGUUCGCGGACGCGGCAAUAUUGCGAACGAGGGUGAGGACGAGGACGAGAGUGAUCCAUACCUGAUGUCUGCAGACUCUGUACGCCAUUCACAGCAACAGCAACAGCAACAGCACGGACUUGGAGGGCGAGAAAGACGUGAGGACAGGGCCCAAACUCGAGACCGAGAGAAGGAGCAUGAUCGGGUCGAGGAGGUCCGUAUGGGCCUCAAGGGUCUGCAGUCGUCGCUGUCGGUCCUGUCAGGCAACUCUUCGGUGAACAAGGACGAACGUGACGGGAACGAGCCAUUACAACGUGGACACGAGAAGCCUCACCUCCAGGAUGAGGACACUUCCAUGAUGGAAGCCUAA
Messenger RNA from Gamsiella multidivaricata, 3696 nucleotides. RefSeq lists its product as uncharacterized. The record is from RefSeq and is a predicted model, not a curated record. The transcript is spliced from 4 exons. Bases 1 to 3696 code for a protein of 1231 amino acids. NCBI's taxonomy places the organism in Eukaryota, Fungi, Mortierellomycota, Mortierellomycetes, Mortierellales, Mortierellaceae.